Molecule: messenger RNA, 669 nt
Organism: Penicillium salamii
Lineage: Eukaryota; Fungi; Ascomycota; Eurotiomycetes; Eurotiales; Aspergillaceae
Source: the annotation of a GenBank genome assembly
AUGACUGAGGUGAGACAAUAUCAGCUUUCCCCAACGAGCCUCAUUCCAAACUCGCCAAGACCAUUGCUACACUACAAGAAUGUCCUAGCCAGACCCAACCACUCUCACUGCGAUCCAGCUGAGGUUUGGGACAUGUUUACCCAGAAUGGAUGGGAUGUUCAGUGGAUCUUCCGAUAUGGUCCAACCCAACUAUCGCACUACCACUCCAAGGCACAUGAAUGUAUGGCAGUCCUUUCAGGAACCGCCCGUAUCAGAUUUGGUGUCGCCGACACCUCCGAGGAUCUGAUGAAAAAUACCUAUGGGUCAUCGUGGGAGGAUGGGGAAGUUGAAUUGAACGGCGAGGCUGGCGAUGUUUUUAUCAUCCCUGCGGGCGUGGCACACAAAACGUUCAACACUAAACCAGAAGCUGAAUUCCAACUCUUAACGCCGGGCACCGGGCACGGCAUCAAGGCCGACGAUCCGAAGAAAGCGUUGGCUGAUGUUCAGCUGUCCGGGUACACUAUGAUGGGGGCUUAUAGUGGGGGUGAAUGGGACUUUGUGAAAAGUGGAGGGAACUAUGAGAAAGUUUGGUCUGUACCCAAACCGCAAUAUGAUCCUGUGUUCGGGGACUCGGAGCGUGGUCUCUGUAAGACAUGGCGUGGGAGUGUCAAUACACAGUCUGUUCUCUGA